AUAUAUGCUUAUCUUUGGUAUUUGCAGAGCAGAGCACCUCGGAGCUUCUUUAUUCCAGAAGAAUGGACUCGUACUCUUCUAUGCUUGAGAGAACUCGAGCCCCUCAACUCUCUCUCCAACGAUUUGCCGUAAUUUCAAUCUUCGAAAAGCUCCGAUCAGCGCCUCCCCAUCUGGACUCCGAUUCCAAUCCCGGAAGAGAAGCAAUCACUCAGUGUCUCCACUCCUCCUCUCCCUCCGUCGUCGACCAGUCGGUCCGAGAGCUUUGCCGCCUCGUAAAGGACUCCAAAUUCGACCUCUCUCGCGGGUAUUUGGAACUUCAGUCCUCCCUCGAAGGUUGCGAUUCACGCUUCGUCAACGUCUUCGUUAAAGGGUUAGGAUUUCUUGUCAGACAUGGCUUUCAAAACAACUCUUCUUCGUUUCGGUUCAAUUCUUCGGAGACUCAUCCUUUUGUUAAGGUACUUUCCUGUAGAAGGGAGGUUCAAUUUGAACUUGUGCAACAAGUGCUUCUAUUAAUGGCACAGAACAAGCGAUUGGGAAUGGUGGAAGUUUGUGAAUUCUUGAGACCCUUCUUGAACCAUUCAAUUUUGAGAAUACCCGUUUCGAAUUCGUUUUCUAUGUUCGUAAAGGAUUUGAUAUCAUCAAUGGCAUCCAUGUGUUGUUCAUCUCCUCUGGAGGCAAUGCCUGUUUUUAAGCUGUUGGUGGGAUGCCUCAACUAUUUUCCUUGCAAGACUGCUGAUGAGUUUAGGUAUAUUUAUUAUUUUGUGGAGUAUAUUGUAGAUGCUUAUGUUGUGGUGUUGAGACAUUGGGUUGGGAUGGGAUUGCAGCUUGUUCAUGAGGCUCAACUAUUUGGUGUGGAACUACUAGAGACUAUUUUUUCAUUGUCUCCCGCUCAUCACAAGCACUCUGGUGGGGUUGAGCCUAUUGUGGAAGUAUCAAAGUGCUUAGUAUGUGUCCAAAAAGAGCUUGGCUUGAGUUAUAUUCCUGAACUAUCAACAGUAAUAUUAUCCUUGCUUGUUACUCUCAUUCAAACAGAGCUUGAACAUGAACAACUAUCCAUAUUGAAACUGCUUCUCUUCCUCUUGAAGUGGAAAAGUGAAAAUGAUGCAGUUAAUUUAAACGAAGAGCUUUUAUUCGUUUUUCCUGUCAUCAACCUUGUCUCAUCUCCUUCUAAAUCCGUUAAACAAGCAGCAAUCGAUUUGCUUUCCAUUUUGGAAAAGCUUUUAAUAAAUUUGUUAGUUUCACCAAAGAAGGAACUGAUCAUUCAAGGGAGAUUUCCAUCUAUUACCAGACCUGAAGACAUUAUAUUUAGGCUAUUGCGACAUUUGUGGUCUCAGGAUCAACCUUUUCUACCCAGUUCUUUUCUUUUGAAUUUUGCUUCUAAUGAUGGAACUGAUCUCAACAAUAUGCACAACGUACCAAAAACAUGGACUUCCCUUAUGAGAGAAUACUCUAUGUGGAUUCUUGAAAGACGAAAGUCCUCACUACCUAUCUCUCGGUCUCAAGAGAUCUUUCUUGCAGAAAUGCCUUUAUUACUAAGUGCAAUUGCCAGCAUUUUGGUCAUGCAUGGUAAACUGGGGAGCUCAGCUGUAGAAUUCUUGGCUGUUAUUGGCGUUAUGGAUCCUAAGCUUGGUGUUCCAUUGUUGCUAACCAUUUUAUUCUACACUAAUAUAUUUUCUGGGACAGGCAAAGAUACUAAUUUCCAUAACAUGUUGCUAAAACUUUUGGGAAUGCUCCCAUCACUUGCUUCGCAUCCUGUGAUGACACCAUUCAUAGUUCAAACUAUCUUGCCCAUGCUUCAAAAAGAUGCAAAACCAGUGUUGUAUGCUACUGCUACACGCUUGCUUUGUAAGGCCUGGGAAAUCAAUGACCGUGUCUUUGGGAGUUUGCAGGGAGUAUUACAUCCAAAGGGUUUUACUCAAUUCAUGUCUGAGAGAAAUAUCUGUAUAAGUAUGGCUGCUUCCAUUCGGGAUGUUUGCAGAAAAAAUCCUGACAGGGGUGUGGACCUGAUCCUGUCUGUUUCAACUUGCAUUGAGAGCCAAGAUCCUACAAUUCAAGCUCUUGGUUUUGAAAGCCUUUCCCAUCUUUGUGAGGCUGAUGUGAUUGAUUUCUAUUCUGCUUGGGAUGUUAUCUCAAACAAUGUGCUGGACUCCUCAGGAAACCCACAAGUUGCUCACUGUGCAUGUCUUCUUUUAAGAUGGGGUGCAGUGGAUGCUGAAGCAUACCGUGAAGCUGCGAGAAAUGUUUUGCAAAUAUUGUGGGAUGUUGGAACCUCCAGACAUUCUGGUCAUGGGUCUCUAUGGGCAAAGGCCCGGGUCUCUGCUUACAAUGCAUUAACUCAUUAUGAGGUAGUACACAUUCAAAAAAGCAUUCCAGAUUUUAAGAAAAGGAACAUGGAACUGCUUACUUCUGAGACUGAUCCUGAAGUACUAAGGGCCAUGGAAGUAUUUGAAGUCAAGAUUAUUAGAUAUGAGCACAUCACACGGCGCAGAUUUGUAAAGGAGAAAAGAGUCGCUGUAAACAAGAUUGAGAAGUUGCUAGAUGUUUUCCCUCAGGUUAUUUUUGCUUCAGGAAAUACCACUGGAGUUAGUCAGUUACCUGGCGCAGCUCUGUUUUGCCUUUCUUUGACUCCUAAAGACAUGACCAAGGGGCAGCAAAAAGUUCAGGGACUGCAAGACGUACAUGCUAAAUACGAGAAUGCACUUGUGGAGAUAGCUGCAUCUUUGCAGCUAUCGAGAAACAUCCUGAUUGCACUUCUUUCACUGCAAUCUUGGAAACCCUUCAUGCAACGUUGGUUGAGGGCUUGUGUCACCUUCCUUGAUGCUAAGGCGCCAUCCACUGUGUUGGAUAAAACAUCUAAAGCUGCUAAUGGUAUUCUGAAGAUAAUAAAACGGCUUGCAGAGGAAUCAAUUCCUAGAUCUGCAGAAAACAUUGCACUAGCUUUGGGUGCGCUUUGUGAGGUCUUGCCUCCAUCUGCCCAUGCUGUUAAAUCAACUGCUUCAAAAUUCCUGCUUGAUUGGCUGUUCCAGUAUGAGCACGAACAUCGCCAGUGGUCAGCUGCUAUUUCCCUUGGAUUGAUCUCAAGUUGCUUGCAUGUGACUGAUCACAAGCAAAAAUUCCAAAACAUCGAAGCACUUAUUCAGGUUUCAUCUUGUAGCAGAAGCACCCUUGUAAAAGGAGCUUGUGGAGUUGGAUUGGGAUUUUCAUGCCAAGAUCUUCUUACCUGGGUUGAAGCUUCUGAUGACUCCGACUUGGAAAAAGAAAACUGUAAGAUGCAGGAAGUAGAUUUACUUGGAAAAAUCAUUAGGGCCUUGUCUCAGAUGAUAAGUCAGUUUACUCCAUCUUCAUCUGAUCUUCUAGAAAGUCUCUCUGUAUAUUUCCCGCUGGGUACAGAUGAUACUGAUUCAUAUGUAACUUAUGAGUCAUUGGAUAAGGACUAUAAUGAUUUGGAGGAAGAUAUAUGGGGUAUUGCAGGACUUGUCCUCGGUCUGGGGAGUUCUAUUGGUGCAAUAUACAGAUCUGGGGCCCAUGAUGUUGUGCAAAAAAUUAAAGCCUUUAUCUUAUCAUGGAUUCCACAUUUGAAUCAUUCAGUUCAAAACUCUUUUAGCAGUGAAGGUUUGGAUAUAGUAUUAUCUGUGGGAUCUUGUCUUGCACUUCCGUCCAUAGUGGCAUUCUGCCAGAGAGUAGAACUGAUGUAUGAUAAUGAACUCGACCAGAUAGUGAGUGGCUUUAGGGAGCUCAUUUCGGAACUAGUGUCUGUUAGGAAAUCAGGCAUCUUCCAUCAGAGCUUGUUGAUGGCAUCAUGUGUUGGAGCAGGAAGCUUACUUGCCUGUAUUUUGAAUGAAGGUGUGCACUCUUUGAAAGUUGAAGUCGUAAAAGAUUUGUUGGCCCUGUUUCGGAAAAGUUACUCUAAUCCUCACCCUUCUCUUACCCAUUUUGGUGGGAUGCUUGGUGUUGUUAAUGCAUUAGGAGCAGGUGCUGGGACUCUGGUUCCCAAUUACCCUUUAAAGACUUUGGGCACCACUUAUGACCAAAAGGAUUCUUUUUACAUAAUGGGUCCUUUACUUUCAUGUCCUGUUUUGGAGUCCCAGUUGACAUCAUUGGUGCAAGAGAUGUUUCUUGUCGCACAAAAUUCCGAUGACCAUCAACUGCAACAAUAUGCAGCAUGGGCAGUUUCAUUUCUUAGACAUUGUUUGUGGUUCAGAGAAUUGCAAAACACUGACAGUAGUUUCCCAAGUAAUGCAGCUGGUCAAAAAUCUGUAUCUCAAAAUUUUCCCAAGGACAAUGUAGUCAUGGGGCUCUCUUCGUGGCUAAUGCAUCUGAACUAUCCUGGGGCAGGUACCAUUUCACAUGUUUACACAGUUGCAACCGUUUUACGUUGCCUUUCACAAGCUCCCAGACUGCCAGCGUUGGAUUGGGGAGCAAUCAUCAGACGGUGCAUGAAAUAUGAGGGUCAAAUUGCCGAGUCAUUGUCUCCAGAUUUAGCUUUUAAAAGUGGAAUCCUUAGGGAGGAAUGCCUGCAGUUGUCUUUAGCUCAUGCAAACCAAUUUGAUCCACUCCUAAGCUUUCUCGAUGAACUGUCUGACCUGUCCAGGUUCAGGACACUUGAGCUGAAUCUUCAAUCAUGGUUUCUCUCUCAUCUGGCAGACCUGAUAAAAAUAUUCUCGGGUUCUAGGCUUGAGAAACUAUUUGAUGACGUGGCUAACUUUUUAUCUUCUUUACUCUCUGGAGAAGUUUGUACCAUAGAACAGAAAAGCUUAUUGCGGGUUUCGUGCUGGAAUGGUCUGUAUCCUUGUAUGGAAACUUCUCUUGACACUCGAGAGUAUGUAUCAAACAUGGAAAAUUGCAUGGAGGUCCUCUUUUCUUCAUUGCCUGUAUUGCACUCAGAUGCUAUUCCAGGUAUGGUGCAGGUGCAUUCAGUAGAGUGGUCUGCAGCAGUUAGAUGUCUUGCAAAGGCUCGACAGGGUUGGUUAUUUACCCUUCUACAGGUUUCAGAAGUAAAUUUAGUGGAAGGAGAUGGUGAAUUCUCCAAGGUAGUGAAAACGAUGCAAGCAAAGGCCAGGCUAGUUCAGAUUGGUUCCAUCCCACCGAGUGAGCUGGGAAAACUGAAAGCUUAUCUAUUGAACACUAGAUCAGAUGGUAUUUGGGAUGUUCUGGUAGAAGUUGUAGCAGCUCUGCAACAUGUUGAAGGAAGUAUAAAAAAACAGUGGCUUGUUGAUGCAGUGGAAAUUAGCUGUGUAACAAUUUAUCCUUCCACGGCUCUGCGUUUCGUUGGUAUGCUCUGUGGUAGCUGCUCCAAGUAUAUGCCUCUCCUAGUUGUGGACCGACACACGGUGUUGAGUGACCUACCGGUUACCCUUUCAUCUCUUUUAUCAGAUAGCAGCUGGGGGUUGGUUGCAGAGUCUGUGGCUUCGUAUUUGUGGGCAUCCACAGAGAGAAUUUAUGAUUGGGCCAUGCGUAUAGCACCCAGUGAUGAUUCACCUAUCCUGCAGCCUAUUGACAAGAGUGAGAAUGUUUCGGCUUUUUUUCUAUUGCAGGUGAUGCAUCGUACCUGUGUUUCUUUGAAAGAUUAUUUGCCUCCUGAGCAGCAGUUCAAGCUUGCCAACUUGGUGGUCCCUUGAAUUCUGGGACAUACGUUGAAAUGCUUGCGACUUUGACAAGGCUUGAACGCAUGAUGUUUGGAUUAGUUGCAGCUUGUAACAUUUUGUUUUUUGUAUUGUAGUUUCAGAGGAAUUUCAUUUUCUACGUGAUGUAACUUUGUUAGCAGCUGAAAUUGUUUCUAAUAGGAAAAUUAAUCUAAUAUCU
Messenger RNA from Camellia sinensis, 5802 nucleotides. The record is from RefSeq and is a predicted model, not a curated record. Lineage: Eukaryota; Viridiplantae; Streptophyta; Magnoliopsida; Ericales; Theaceae.